CUCGGGAGUAUCCCCAUCAGGUAGGUUAAAAACCAAGAAAGUCAACAGCAGCAGUGAAGAGUAAGACGUAGACCAAACAAGUCAUUGCCCUUCCGUCGUAGAGACUUUUUCUUUAUUGUAUGAAGUGUCUGGAUAUGCAUGGUGUCUACCCUUCAGCAUGCUGAGCGCUAAGGGUUCAUGCGUGGGAAUGAUAAACGCCGCCGUGGGAAUGGACCGCAGCAGGGUAGGAGAGAGGCUCCAGGCCGCCUUGGCCGGGUUGCAAGAGCUCCAUCUGCUUCGGGACAGACAGGGCGACAUGGUAAACUGGGCGCUCAAUGUGGACCGGGAAGAACCGGUCAGUCGCAUGCACGCCGGUCUGGUGGACGCCAAGAAGAUGGGGGCCGAGGAGCAGCGGUUGGAAGCGACCCUCGCAGCUCUGAAGCAACAGCUGUCUCGUCUUCAGAAACAGGACGUAGGACUGAAGACUCACCUGCAGCAGCUUGACCAACAAAUAAGUGAGCUGAAGCUGGAUGUGAGCAAGGCCUCCAAUGAGCAACUGGAGAGUGACAGCAGACCAAGUUCAGGUUUCUACGAGCUCAGUGAUGGUGGCUCUUGCUCCUUGUCAAACUCCUGUACUUCUGUGUACAGUGAGUGUCUGUCAUCCUCACAGACAAGUCUUCUUCUCCCUUCCACAAGUGCAGUUAAUUCUCAAGUUAGCCCACCAUUACAACCUGACAUGUACCGUCGUCGUUCAGCCGAUGAAGGUGCAACCCACUCCAACCCUACCCGGGCAACAGGCCUUCAUCUGGGAAGCAGGAGGAUCAGAGCAAACUCGACUGUCACUGAACUUGGACGGCCAAGACCCGUGUCAACAGGUGACCUAGACAAGAUGAUAACUCAAGCACUGAGCUAUAAACCAGUGGAUGCUAAGAAACCACCGAUGUGCCCAAUUCCCAAGAUUCCUGCAACGGACCCUAAAUUCCAGAGCAAUUUGAUAUCCCGAAAUGGAAUUGAAUGGUAUCAGUACCCAAGCCCCUUGCAUGCUGUCGCCCUGCAAAGUCCUAUCUUUUUCCAUGGUGGGGAAUCAGCUAUGGCUGGAAAUGCCGACAGGCCUCCAGCGAGUGAUUCUGACACGCUCCAGAGUACUGAAAUGGGCUAUGAUACCAAGACCCUAGGUUACAUUGACAAGCUCCUCCAGGGCAGCUCCAACAAAUCCCACAUUCAAAUGGCACCCGAGGCUAUGCAGACACACGGCACCUAUCAAAGGAAACCACCUGAAGUCGUAACUGUGUUUCCUCAGAAACAUGUAUCUCUUCCUCAACCUCCCCCAACUCAAGCCACAGACAUCAUACUGCUAGAUAACGAAGAGAAGAGACACUGCAUAACGCAUUCCUGUCAAGUAACAACUGAUAACGCAGGCCACCAACAGCCUGCGAGACCUCAGGAGGUUUCCUAUGGGCAUUCCUAUCCUGCUGUAAUGAGGGAGUACAGCUCUGAUGAGGUCACUGCUUCAUCCCUGAGCAAGACAGACAAAACGCAUGUUGGUUUUGUACCUAGAGGCCACACAGAAAACGCAUGUGGAAAUUGCCUAAAAACAAGUUACAUAGAGAAGAAGGCUCACAGACCAGUAAUGUCUCACAGUUCAAGCGCAGAGGAGAGUCAAAUCGUCGAGGUGCAAAAUGACCACACUGGCUCCCCCCAGUUUGUCCAUGCCAAAUUCGUUCCUGCUGGAACUCAGAGGGUCAAGGUGAGACAAGCUGAUCGUAAAACCAAAGCCGUGAAAUUCAGACGAAGGACCAGUGAGAGACCUCGAGCUUUGAGGCAACAGCACCUCUGCUCAUCUGCCGAACGAACGAGAGAAUCCAACGGGUGCAAGGGCGAUCCAAGAAGACCAGGAAAGGGGAAGAUCAUCCAUAAAUACCCCUGCUCUCCAACUGAGGAGCACAAGCAAGGUUCAGGCUCAGACUCAAGCCAGUGUGGCCCUGGAAUAAUCUACACCCACAAGGUCCAUCCAAAGACACACCCUGCCCCAGCUGCUACCAAGUGCAGCAAAAGCCGCAGAUUGCAAUGCGAGGAGUAUGAGCAGACUGCGGAGCAGAGGAAGAAGAGGCAAGCGGCUGCCAAGUGGUUAUAUGAUGGGGAGAAGUUCCAAGCUUUGUCUGCUCAACGUCAGAGGUCAAAAGAAGUCUUUGCACAAGCACCAGGGAGUAUGCAUUUACACCGCAAUAUGAGUGCCAAGUCAGGGCAGUGGAUAGGACCUCAUCAUCGCUUCAUGUCUUCCAUGUCAUCAAACUCAUUCAAUACCAAACUCAAUGCCAAAUACCCUCCAGCACCCUAUCAUAUGUCCAACCACUACCCACCUCGAUGCGAGUCCGAGUACUCAGCUGAGUGCAUGUCACUGUUUCACUCCACCAUUGCCGCAAGCAGCGACGGGGAGAUGAGCGAUAACACCACCAAUCGCUUUGGGGAUAGUGAAUCCAGCCAGAGUUUCCAAUCCUUUUCUGAUUCUGACAGCAGUCUGUCCAUGGAGGAGGGAGACCAUCUGGAUAGCCUUGAGGAGGAGGGUGACCUGGUAUGGGCCCAAGAAACAACUGCAGUGGGGCCCACUGCAGCUGGAAAGACCCUGCAGCAACUCCCACGACCAGAGCCCUCAGCUUGCCGCAUCAAAGCUUCACGAGCUCUGAAAAAGAAGAUUCGCCGCUUUCAGCCUGCCUCACUGAAGGUCAUGACCCUGGUGUAAUACAGUUACCUGAGGCAACAUAUUUGUCACUGAGGAAAAAACAAAGAACUGUGUGAACUUUAUCAGAAAGAUCUCACCUCUUGCAGCACCCUUCUUUUUUCAGUGCACUGAUUGUUUUUCAUUGUGUUUUCAUUGAAAAAAAAAAACGUGUGUGUGUGUGUGUGUGUUGUAAUUUUUUUGUUGUAAAAGCAUGCUUGUAUAACACAUUUAUACAUUUAUUUGUAAAUAUAUGUUAUUAUAAUUCAUUUCUCAAUGCAUGUGUCAUAAUUGUCAUGUUGAAGAUUUCAUGAUAGUCAUAAAAAUGUGUACAUUGACAAAUAAAUCCGACAUUAUUUCAAGCAAAUAUUGAUUUUCUCUGACUAACAAUCAAUGUUUCUUAUAAUAAACUAUCAAUUGAUGAAUAUUGAA
Messenger RNA from Hippocampus comes (tiger tail seahorse), 3127 nucleotides. RefSeq names its product dishevelled-binding antagonist of beta-catenin 2 (gene dact2). Bases 158 to 2719 code for a protein of 853 amino acids. Gene Ontology annotation, biological process: negative regulation of nodal signaling pathway. Gene Ontology annotation, cellular component: cytoplasm. The transcript has 4 exons. NCBI's taxonomy places the organism in Eukaryota, Metazoa, Chordata, Actinopteri, Syngnathiformes, Syngnathidae. The record is from RefSeq and is a predicted model, not a curated record.